AUGGGCAGCAUGAACGAGGCCCUGGCUCAGGACAAAGCUGCCCUCAACACCUACAUCCUCCAGCUCGAGGAGGAGAAGUCUCUCCUGCAGGCUCAGAAACGCGAGGUGGAGCAGGAGAAGCUGACCAUCAGGGACGAACUAGUCCGGUUGGAGCAGGACCGGCUGGAGCUGGACUCUGCUCGCAUCGUGCUGCAGCAGUCGCUGCAGGAGGCUGAGCUGAGCCGAGAAGGGCUGGAAGCAGAGCUGCAGGGUCUCAGAGCUGAGAGGCUGAAGCUGCAGGAGAGAGUCACUCAGCUUUGUGGUGAGGUGACUUCUCUGAACUCAGAGUUAAGUUUGGCUCGAGGAGAGGUUCAGAGGAGCGAGGCGGCCCUGGAGGAGGCCAGCCGCAGUCGGGCAGAACUGUCCAGAGACAAAGCGGCGCUGCUGGUUCAGCUGGCGGCGUCUGAGAGAGAAAACGCAGCGUUGUCGGAGGAGGUGGCUGCUUUCAGGUCCGAGCGGGAGUCCCUGGAAACGAGUGUUUUUGACGUGCAGCAGCAGCUCGCUCAGGUGGAGUCCCGCAGGGAGCAGCUGGAGAUGGAGAACCAAAACCUUCGAGUCCGCUGUGAGACCGCUGCAGCUGAGCUGAAGAGAGUUCGCUCAGAUGGUGAGACCGCAGCAGCUCAGGCUGACAGAGACAAACAGGCCUUGAUUCAGAUUCUGAACGCUGCACAGCUGGAGGCCCAGCAGGCUCUACAGAAGGCCAUCUCCGAGCACCAGGAGGAGAUGGAGCGACUGCUGUCAGAGAAGGAAGUUGUACGCCACAGCUUGGAGAUGGAGCAGGAAGCGGCUUUGAGGAAGUUCAGGCAGGAGAUGGAGGAUCAGUUCCACAGAGCCAAGAGGGAAAAAGAGGAGCUGGAGGAGGAGCUGAGGACUCUGCAGCACAAUCGAGACCAGUGUUUGCUGCAGGCUGAGGCAGAGAAACAGCAGGCUCUUUCACUGAAAGAGGUAGAGAAGGCGGUUUUGUCUGACAGAGUGUCCGGUCUGCAGACUGAGCUGUCAGCUGUGACACUGGAGGCCGAGCGGACGGCUAGAGAAGCUGCUCAUUACAAAGAGCAGGAACAGGUCAGAGUCGGAGCUUUGACCAGCGAGCUGUCGGAGCUUCGUUCUCAGCUGGACCAUGCAGCUUCCGCUCAACACAGGGAACUCCAGAGUUUACAGGAAACUUGCUCCGAUCUCCGAUCACGUGCUGAAGUUGCUCUCAAAGAGCUUAAUUUCGCCUGGAUGACGCAGCACCAUCCAUGCAUCCAUCGCGGCUGGAGCCCCUAG
Molecule: messenger RNA, 1305 nt
Organism: Nematolebias whitei (Rio pearlfish)
Lineage: Eukaryota; Metazoa; Chordata; Actinopteri; Cyprinodontiformes; Rivulidae
Product: rootletin
Exons: 9
Coding region: 1-1305 (434 amino acids)
Source: RefSeq, a predicted model, not a curated record